This is a messenger RNA of Limulus polyphemus (Atlantic horseshoe crab), 1169 nucleotides long. RefSeq names its product mesencephalic astrocyte-derived neurotrophic factor homolog (gene Manf). The record is from RefSeq and is a predicted model, not a curated record. Lineage: Eukaryota; Metazoa; Arthropoda; Merostomata; Xiphosura; Limulidae. The transcript has 4 exons. Bases 324 to 899 code for a protein of 191 amino acids. Gene Ontology annotation, biological process: neuron projection development; dopaminergic neuron differentiation. Gene Ontology annotation, cellular component: endoplasmic reticulum.
GUGUAUGCACACAUUCAGAGUUGACGUGUCGUCAGGCUAGUGGUGAUAGGCAUUACAGUAUAUAACUCGUAACUGUUGUAGGGUUUUAGUAUCAUGAGUAUAGGACACUGUAGUGUAAUAGAGGAAUUGGUAAACUACGAGUUGUAACAAAUAUUUAAUUUUGAUAAAGGUGUUAGUUUACUAGUUGAAUUUGGAGUUAUAAGAUCUCUUAAAAACAUUACUAUCUAACCAACGUUUAUUGAUUAUUAUAACUACGGUACGGUUGAUAGUUAAACUUAAUUAGUAGUUUUCCAAGCGAAAAUAAGCGUUGUAAAACUUUAAUAAUGGGUAAUACUAAACAGAUAGAUAGUUAUACUAAUAGGCCUAGAGAAAGGUGGUUUGGAACUUUGAAAACAUCAUUAGUAUUUUUUCUGGUUUUAGGAAUGUUUGAUUAUACAGAAGGUCUCCGGGAAGGAGAAUGCGAAGUCUGUGUAGAGCUUCUGAAAAGGUUGGAAAAGUCCUUGGAUCCUGAAAUGAAAGAUAAGCCAGCCCAUAUAGAAAAGAAAUUUAAAGAGAUGUGUAAAGAUACCAAAAAGUCUGAACAAAGAUUUUGCUAUUACAUUGGAGGCUUAGAAGAGUCUGCUACAUCUAUUGUUCCCGAGAUGUCCAAACCAAUGAGCUGGGGAUUGCCAGCUGAAAAGAUCUGUGAGCGUCUGAAGAAGAAGGACUCUCAAAUUUGUGAGCUUCGAUAUGAGAAAACCAUCGACUUGAAGAAUGUUGAACUUAAGAAAUUACGGGUUAGGGAUCUGAAGAAGAUUCUUUCAGAUUGGGAUGAAGUCUGUGAAGGGUGUAUAGAGAAAGCUGAGUUUAUAAAAAAGAUUGAAGAACUUAAGCCGAAGUACAUGAGAGAAGAAUUAUAGUAGUUUUAACAUUAAAAAAUUAUACUCUGUAAAGUGUAGCUUUUGAUUUUCUUUAUCCUCAUUUCAUUCAUUUUGAAAUUCAUAUUUUCACUCGUUAUAAGUUAAAGACUAAUGUAAUAGUGUACAUGUGCAUUCUACCUAUGUCAUUUUAGGUAUUGUAUUAAUUUCUUUACAUGUGUGAAAAUAUACAGUCAACUUUUCCCUUGUUUUAAUGAUACAUUGAAAAUGUAAGUGUUGAAAAAUGAUAAAGAAUUUUUGGAACUAAACUAA